CGUUUCUAACGCAGUAUACCUGUGCGACGCGAUAACAACGGAAUUUUUUUCUUGUUUUCUUCAUUUAGUUUAGAUCUAUACAAGCAAAUAUAUUUUUAAGCCGGUUGAAAAUUUUUUUUUGAUAAUUGUAAUUGGCUCAGGAUAAUUAACAGCUUUGUCCAAUGUUUAAUCGCUGGACUUAGCCAAUAACAUCAUGACGUGACUAGUUUAUACCCUAAGUUCGGUUUCAUCUCCGGCUUAUCAACCGAGCACAAACAGUGAUCGCUUUAAGUGAAGCCAUGUCCUUCUCUAAGAACUCCAUUAUCAUUUUAGUUUUUUUUACUAAUUACUUGUUGCUUUCCAUUCAUUGUAAUCGUGAACUAUUUCCAAACGGCGUUCAACUAGGAUACCGAUGGAAAGCCAUUACACAUGUUGGUACUGUGCUCCCUUCAGAACAUAUCACAAAAUACUCGUUUGAUGCUUACUUUGUUGUUCAAAGCAACCAAAACUACACAACCUUUCAGAUAAAAGAGUUCCAAACAACAGAAAAACAACAAUACUUUCCGUGGAUUGCAUGGCCAUUUAGAUGUACAUAUAAAGAUGGAGAAAUACAAAAAAUAGAAACCGAAUACGAUGACGUAUCAGGGUCGUUGAAUAUUAAAAGAGCCUUAGCAGCGUUAUUUCAAUUGAAAUUGGAGUCACUCUCGCAAGCUGCUUUUACAACGCAAGAAACAGGUAUCUUUGGAAAAUGUAGUGCGCAAUACAUUAUCAAUAAAGAUAACAAUAAAACAAAUGUAGAAAAAAUAAUCAAUUUUUCUGCUUGUAACGGCAAACUCGGGCAACAAUGGAGUAACACACCACCAUUUACAUGUCCUUCCAACUAUCAAGAUGGAAGUAUAAGUCACAGUAUCAGACAUUACUCUUUAGAUGACAAAGAUAUUAUAAAUAGGAUCAAUGUAAUUGGUACAAUAGAAUUUCAACCAUUUCAAGCAUUAGCUGAAGCGCAUCGAAUAUUUGUAAACCAGUCAAUUUUUUUAGAAGGGAUCAGUUCAUCAACAGAUAUUACAACUUUAGUGAACAAGUUAGAAGUUACAAUUGAAUACGAUUUCAAUCACUACGAAGAUCCAACUUUAGGCUUUAAACCAUCCAACAAAACUCAGUUAUUAAGUGAAAUACAUGGUGCGCUCGAGCAACUAACUGAGAGUUUAAGUUGGGAGUUGGGAACUUCAGAUUUAGACAACCAAACUUCAUUUAGGGCUUUAGAACUAAUGUGGUGGCUAGAUGUACCAGACUGGAACAUGCUUUACGAUACUAUAAAAAUAGGAACCAGCUAUUCUCAAGAAACAGUACAGCAUAUAUUUUGGGAUCUACUUCCCCAAGUAGGGUCUGCCUCAUCAGUGGAAUUUAUUCGAGAAUUAGUAAAAACACAAAAAGCCACUAGUUUUCUUGCAACUGGGUUGUUAAUGAUGUUUCCUUACAAUGUAAGAUAUCCGAAUGAAAAACUCUUACAAGAAUCAGAAAUGUUACUGAACCUAGACAAAGUAAUUAGAGAUGCCGAAAUUAUGAAAGUGGCAAUUUUAAGUUUCUCGACCUUAAUUCAAAAAACUUGCAGCAAUAAUAUGUGUUCGACUGACAUUCAAAACAAAUAUAUAAAACUUUUUUUGGAUAGGUUUCAUGAAUCAAGUAAUUAUGGUGAUCAAAUGAUGUACAUCGAAGCACUAAAUAACAUGAAGAUAAACAAUAUAUUAGAUUUUUUGACCCCUAUCAUUAACGAUAACAACCGUUCAAGACAUAUUCGUUUAAUAGCUAUUUGGGCGUCAAAGUACACCGUUACCAUACAUCCAGAAAAGGUAGCAGAAGUUUUUUGGCCAAUAUUUACAAACCAUUCUGAACCAUUAGAAAUUCGAGCAUCUUCAUUAGACAUGUUGAUGAUGUCUCAACCUUCUAUUUCACGAUUUUUAACAUUAUUCUGGUUCAUGCAAUCAGAACCUAAUCAAAAUAUGUAUAAUUACUACUACACAACUAUAAAUUCACUGGUUAACUCCAAGUAUCCGUGUUACUCAAAAUAUAGUAAAGCUAUUUCACAAAUAGCAAGAUUUGUCAGACAAAAAUGGCAUAAUUGGGCUACGGGAAAUUACAUAUUGGACUACGAAGAUCUCGUUAGAGGUUAUGGUGGAAUUGUUCAGACAAUUUUAAUAGCCAACAAGCACACGGGUUUCCCCUCAGUUUUACGAAUAACAGCUGAACAGCAUUCUUUCGGUACAUCUUCAGAAUUCGAAAUUCAUAUCAAGGCUGAAGGAUUUACAACUAAUAUCAAAAAAGAAAUAUUUAAUUCAUUUGUAAACCCAUCAUUUGAAGUUGUUAACGUUUCUAAAAUAUUAGAAGUAUUAGAGAAUGCAAAACUCAAGAUUCGUAAUGAUGAAGAACUUCAUUUUGAAGCAAUUAUCAAAUUUAACCAACAAACAAUAUUUUGCCAUUACAUGAAUAGAACUUCAUUUAAUAGUUUUUUUAAUACAAUGAAAAGGAUAAGUUCACUUUACUUUCAAUUCAGUUUCAACUAUCAACGACUUUCAUUUCCACUUCGAUUCCAAAGAACUAUGUUUACUGAUUAUGGAACUCCAGUUUUGCUUCAGUUUCGUACAGCAUCACUUUUAUCAUUACGAGGAAGUAUUAAACAGGCAGAAAGUGGAAAAUCCAGAGAUGCAGAACUAGACUUCAGAUAUUCCAUGGACACGGUAACAAGCCUCAAAACUUUCAACCCUUUAAGCAAUAUUUGGCAUGGCGCUGAUCGUUUCCGCUGUAUUCACGCAAGAAUACCAUUUUCUACAGAAAUCGUCACACAAUUCUUCAGAUCAUACGUGAAAGCAUCUGCUCACAGGUACAAAAAUUUCGUAGACGGUUCGAAACUUGGUGUUGUAUGGCAUUCGGCUACUAAAUUAUUCCCUAUGAAAGAGUCCUUAACCCAAAAUUCUAAAAACGAAUUGUUGUCUGAUGAUUGGGCUUUCGAAUCAAGAGAUCUUGGAGCUAAAAUAGCUACGGCCGUUUUUGAUUGUCAAGACAAUGGUACAUUUUCAAAUUCAUUAAUGAUAAUCAAAGAAGCAUUCCAAAUCAGCAACAAAAACUACAGAUCGAUUCCGGGUGGAGCAGCAUUUUUAAGUAUUUAUUCGCUAUCGAAUUAUUUUACAUUUAUACCACCAGAAGACAGCUGUGGUCUAAUACUAUCUAUAUCACCUUUGCAAGUAGUUCCUGUUUAUGUGCAAGAAGGAAACACGGUGCAUAUAACUAUGAAUCAUUACGAGCAAGUACUUUGGGAUUUGAGUAUUCACUAUACUCGUUUGGCCGAUGGAAAUCAAGAACUAUCUUUUAAACUAAGCCAUUCAAACCGGGAACGGGAUAUAACUAUCACUAAUGGUUAUUGGAGGUUAUUACAAUUUGAAGGUUCAUUUGUUUUACCUUCUCGUAAAUCUGGUGCUCUUCAUCCACCACCUCCAAUGCACGGCCAAGCCACAGUUUCUUGGGGUUAUCAUUCUUCAGCUACCACAAUGACACUAGCUAUAAAACCAGAACAUGCUCACGAAAAAUGGCCUGAACAGUGUAUAGCCGAUUCUCCAACAUGCUUACAAAUAGCAAGUGAUAUAUCCACCAGUCAAAUCAUAUCUUUAAAAUUCCUCAAUUUACCAAAUUGGAUGAUCAUUACAAUGCACUCACUGUUUCCAGAUUUUGUUCACGAUGAAGGAAACUUAACUACAGCAAAAUUUACAUUCCCGACUAAACUUCCCUGGACGACAAGGGGUAUAUGUGCUGUAAAUACUAAAACAGUGUUGACCCUGGACAACUCAACAACACACAAUUUUGACUUGAAUCAAGAUUGCUAUACUAUUGCACUAGGUGACUGUUCUAAUGCUACACGAUUUGUCAUAGGCAUAAAAAUAAACCCUAUAACUUCAUUAUUGGAUAUUCAUUUGAUUUCUCAAAAUACUAUAAUCAGCAUGAUACAUGAUGGUUCAAAAGUCAGAGUACACGUGAAUGAGAUAGAAAUAGAAGUCACGGAAACAACAAUACAAUUUCCACCAAAAUCAAAAAAUGAUUCAUUCAUUUAUAGAGUUAAAAGAUGGGAUAAGGAAAUGACGGAUCUCGAAAUUCACCCAGGUGUAACAAUUCAACACUAUGGUCAAACAGUACUUAUGUUAGUUGAAAGUAAACUACGAGGACACACAUGUGGUUUAUGUGGAAAUUUCAAUGGUGAAAGCAGUGAUGAAAUUUAUAAUUUGACAACAAAUUGUGUACGGUUUUAAAAAUCAAAAUAAUUGGACAAAAAAAAACAAAAAUAAUAAAAAUAAUUUCACAUAACGUUUUUUAUAAUAUAUUAAUAUAUAUGUACUAAAUUCUACAUAUGCAUAAUGUAUAUAUAAUUGUAAUGUAAAUACAUUAACUAAUAUUAAAAUUUAAUAAAAAUAAAAACUCAAUUAUCAAA
Molecule: messenger RNA, 4453 nt
Organism: Daktulosphaira vitifoliae (grape phylloxera)
Lineage: Eukaryota; Metazoa; Arthropoda; Insecta; Hemiptera; Phylloxeridae
Gene: cv-d
Exons: 20
Coding region: 279-4274 (1331 amino acids)
Biological process (GO): lipid transport
Molecular function (GO): lipid carrier activity
Source: RefSeq, a predicted model, not a curated record